Molecule: messenger RNA, 679 nt
Organism: Onthophagus taurus
Lineage: Eukaryota; Metazoa; Arthropoda; Insecta; Coleoptera; Scarabaeidae
Source: RefSeq, a predicted model, not a curated record
AUUCAAAUUUACUUCCAAACGAUUCACACUGAAGAUUCACUUUAUUUUUUUUCCGAUUCAUUUUUAAUAAUAAUUUAAGAUGAUUCCCAUCACGUCGAUAUUAAUUGGAUUAACUUUUAUAUCAUCUGUCUUAUCUGGAAUAAUUAGACAAGAUGAUUUUCCAUUAUUAGCAAAUGAGAGGAUCAGUAAACGUUCGAUUCCGGAAAUGACGCGAGAAAAAAGAUAUAUCCUUCAAGAACAAUUCAGAACUCCUAUUUCAGAAGACUUGGAUGUAGCUGCUAACACAGUUUUGGGAUAUCGAUUGAGAAGAACAAGAUCGGUUGAUAUCGUACCUUUGUUAAGAGAUAACGAGAACAUUUCCGAUUUAGACUUGGCGGAAAAUGUGGUUUUCUUUCCAUUAUUUCGUACGAAAAAAAUCUUCAAACGAAGAUCUCCCAGAAAUGUUCAAGAAAAUUACAAGAACGACAUCGAAAUUAAAAAGUUCGUUAAUGACGAAUUAAAAAGUGAAGAAACUGAGAAAGUUAUAGAAGAUGGGUCAAAAAUGAAAAUACAAUAGUCUCGUUUAACGAAUGUUAAAAAAAUUUUCGUCAAAGAUGAUGGCUGUUGAUAUUUAAUUUUUUUGAUCUUGUAAACGUUUCUUGUCUCAUUGUUUAUUAUUAUAAGAUUUUUUUAUGAUUAA